Cyanidioschyzon merolae strain 10D is the source of this 516-nucleotide messenger RNA. RefSeq lists its product as hypothetical. The coding region runs from base 1 to 516 and encodes 171 amino acids. Lineage: Eukaryota; Rhodophyta; Bangiophyceae; Cyanidiales; Cyanidiaceae. The transcript has a single exon. The record is from RefSeq and is a predicted model, not a curated record.
AUGGACAAAACAGGGCGCUGCGAGGUGUGUUCAGGGACACGACUCGGGGCAAGCGUCGACUGCAGUAGCAAGUACCGAUGUCCAGUCUGCGGGGUGCGCUACGGUAGUGCACAGUGUUUCCAAGAACAUGUGCCUCGCUGUUCGAGUCAGUACAGAACGCUGGGUGCACAACGCGCUCCAACCUGGAAACGUACGAAAGGGGUCGCGGUGCCCGAGCGUGACCCCGCAGCACGCGCCGAGUCGUUCGCGAAGCGGCUCGCGCUUCUGGUAAACAACAGCUCGAGCGGCCAGACAGCAGACUCUGUAGAAGACCAGGCUACGCUAGAGUAUUUGCGCGCACAGGUUCAGCAGCAGCGAGAGACCAUAGAGUUUAUCGUGGAGCCGCGCGUGAGUCGCACGAAGCGCAUGGAGAGGCUCUCGGGAGUGCUUGCUUCGGCGGGCGAGUUUGCGUGCUUCGUGAAGAGUUUGCUUGAGUUUGUCCAGUUUCGCUCAAGCUUUGAUGAGCAUGGAAGCUAG